This is a messenger RNA of Hordeum vulgare subsp. vulgare (domesticated barley), 855 nucleotides long. Its product is annotated as cytochrome b561 and DOMON domain-containing protein At5g47530-like. NCBI's taxonomy places the organism in Eukaryota, Viridiplantae, Streptophyta, Magnoliopsida, Poales, Poaceae. Bases 95 to 658 code for a protein of 187 amino acids. The transcript has a single exon. The record is from RefSeq and is a predicted model, not a curated record.
UCCUCUCUGUGCCUCCACCCCUCCACCACACGUCGCGCUGGCAACUCCGGAGCCGAAACCAAGCAACGAGGCGGCACGAGCGAAGACUGCUGCCAUGGCGCGACUCCUCGUAAUCGUGGCCGCCGCCGUGCUGCUGCUCGCGGCCGGCGCGACGGCGCAGCAGCAGGGCUGCGAGAACGCGACGUUCCCGGCGGGGCGGUCGUUCGCGCGGUGCAACACCCUGCCCGUGCUCGACGCCAGCCUGCACUGGACGUACCACGCCGCGAACGGCACUGCCGAGCUCGCGUUCCGGGCGACGUCGGGCAGCGCCGGCUGGGUCGCCUGGGGCAUCAACCCCGGCGGCGCCGGCAUGCCGGGCAGCAACGUGUUCGUCGCCUCCCAGAGCGCCAGCGGCGUGUCGGUGCUCACCACCGUCCUGAGGAGCACGGCCCCGGCCCUGGACAACACCACCCUCCAGUUCGACGUGCCGGUGCCGCCCGCCGCCGAGUACGCGGCCGGCGCCUACACGAUCUACGUGACGGUGGCGCUGCCGGGGAACUCCACGCAGCAGAACACGGUGUGGCAGGCGGGGCCGCUCGGCGCCGGGGACAUAUUGCCGCACCCGACGUCCGGGCCCAACUUGCAGAGCCUUAUGAGGCUGGACUUCCUGUCCGGCUAGAGCGCCCAUCGGUGCCGACGCCGAGGUCCCCGCGCCACGCCGCACCGUCACGGUGCGUAUGGGUUAUAUGUAAUUUUUUGUUAGUGUCAUCCUCAUCAUGUAUAUAAAUAAAUCACACGACAUAUUUCUCGCGAUUCCUGCUAUUACACUUCUCAUAUAUCAAUAGAAGAACACCUCGACUAGUCACUUCUUCCUAA